Messenger RNA from Quercus robur (English oak), 1131 nucleotides. Its product is annotated as eukaryotic translation initiation factor 5B-like. The record is from RefSeq and is a predicted model, not a curated record. The coding region runs from base 210 to 752 and encodes 180 amino acids. The transcript is spliced from 2 exons. NCBI's taxonomy places the organism in Eukaryota, Viridiplantae, Streptophyta, Magnoliopsida, Fagales, Fagaceae.
GGUACUCACAUGAGCUUGUCCACACCAUAAUAAACCCCACUCUUCUACAACAACAAUAUUCAGUAUUCACCUUCGCCUCUGUAAACAUGAAAGCUAGGGUUUAUAGUUUACAAGGAGCCACUUCUUUGCUUCUCUCCCAGCUUCUUCGAAAUCGAAAAAGUAUUUAAAAAAAAUAAAUUAAUAAUCUAGGUCUGCAGCUUUGGUUUGUUAUGAUGCCAAAAAAGAGUUCUUCUAAAAAGGCUAAGCAAAUGCGAGAAAAUAAUAAUGCUGUGGAAGAAGAAAGCCCCUCUCUGGUGACAGAAAAGAGUUCUUCCAAAAAGGCUAAGCAAAUGCAAGAAAAUAAUAAUGCUGUAGAAGAAGAAAAACCCUCUCCAGUUACAAAAAAGAGUUCUUCCAAAAAGGCUAAGCAAAUGCAAGAAAAUAAUAAUGCUGUGGAAGAAGAAAAACCCUCUUUGGUGCAGAAAAAAGCUGCUAGUGAGAUUGAUGAAAUCUUUUCAGGAAAGAAGAGGAAGAAAUCGGAAUCUGAAAGGACUGAAAACCCUAAUGAAGAAGCAACUGGAAAUCCUAAGAAGACUAAGAAAAAGAAGAAGGAUAAAGGUUCUAAUGAUAGCGAGUUCACUGAGCCACCUUCCCGGCCUAGAAAAAAAACAAAUGAUGGGUUUACUGUUUACACAGAAGAGGAGUUGGGUAUCAAUAAGGCUGAUGCUGGAAGUACCCCAUUAUGUCCAUUUGAUUGUUCUUGUUGUUUUUGAGGAUACAUGCAAAAAUCUAUUGGGUGAAGUUGCUUCCUUUGAUCCAGUGAAUCUCUGAGAUUUUCAUGUAGCCGUGUAACUUUUCAUUAGCUAUUUUGUUAUUAUAAUUUGAGGGUAUUGGUGCACAGCUUUCUUUUGCCUUGUACAAUAGAAAUAGAUUACAUUAUUUUUUUAUCUUAUUCAAUCAAUUUUGUGCUUAUGAUUAAGCAUGUUUCUCAAAGUAUGACUUGUUUGAGUCCAAGACAUGAAUCUUCUUUGUAAGUUUUGAGGAAGAAUUCAACGCAGUUUGGAGCCAUGUAGUCUAUCUGUUAGUCAAACUAAUUUUCUUACACAUUUAAAGUACAACAUUAUAUAAUUAUUACAUUUUUGCAGUCUUGAA